ACUUAAAGCCUCUAUUUCUCUUUUUUCUCUGCCGCAUCACACUUUCUUCUUCCUUUCCCAGCACUUGAAAGAAAGUGAGAGAAAAAAAAGGUACCAUCAAAACAUAGAAAGUUAAAUAAAGGCAACAACGACAAAAUAAAAAACCAGUAGCCAUAACCUUUUGGUGUGGUUUUAGGGACAACGGAGAAUGACCAAAUAAGAGAAAGGAUGAAAGCAUGCUUUGUCGGCCAUUAAUGCUUCAACCUCAAAAACGAUCCCUUCAUUCUCAUCAUCACUUAUUCAUUAUUUCCUUUUCACUACGCACUCUCCCCAACAACACAACUUGCACACAGUGCCCAGAAUAUUCAGUUUCUGAUGAUGAUUGAUGAUUGAACAUGGUGUGCAUCUCUUCCUUUCAUUUCUUGAGUGUUUAUUUAUUCUGUUACAGAUCAAAGAUCUGCCACUUUUUAAUGCUAAAAAGGCCAGUGGGUGGGUACAGUAUAUCCUAUUUUUGGCCUAGAGAUUCAUAAACUCAAUGGUUGUUCUCACUUUGCAUCACAAGUUUAGUGCUUGCUGCUUUUGUUAUUAUCCCUUCUUUGAUGAGUGAUGCUACACUUUUGAAAGGUCUCAAAAAUUAAGAUGUCAAAAGGGUAUUCUGUGAUUGUACUCUUACUAUUAUUUUUAUCUCUGAUUCUUUGCACGGCCGAAGGGUUGAACGCAGAGGGGCAAAUCCUCCUAGACCUCAAGAAUGGUUUCCAUGAUAAGAAUAAUCUUUUGCGGAAUUGGAACCCUGCUGAUGAAACUCCAUGUGAAUGGUUAGGCGUAAAUUGCUCUUAUUAUGAAUAUAAUAAUAGUAAAAGUCCAGUUGUCAUGUCCCUUGAUUUGAGUUCAAUGGGUCUUUCUGGAAUUUUAAAUGGUAGUAGCAUUGGAGGUUUGACUCACCUAACUUAUCUCAAUCUUUCUCACAAUAAGUUGAGUGGAAAAAUACCAAAGGAAAUUGGCGAUUGCUUGAAUUUGGAGUAUCUUUACUUGAACAAUAACCAAUUUCAGGGACCAAUUCCUGAUGAACUGGGGAAUUUGUCUCGUUUGAGAAGCUUGAACAUAUGCAACAACAAACUCAAUGGUGUUUUUCCAGAUGAGUUUGGGAACUUGUCUUCAUUGGUUGAAUUGGUAGCCUAUAGCAAUUUUCUUGUUGGUCCCUUGCCUAGUACCAUUGGGAAGCUCAAGAAUCUUGUGACUUUCAGAGCCGGGGCGAAUAACAUUACCGGUUCACUGCCAAAGGAAAUAAGUGGGUGCGCAAGCUUGAUGUAUCUCGGUCUUGCGCAAAAUGAUAUAUCAGGGGAGCUUCCAAGUGAGAUUGGGAUGCUUCAGAAUUUAACAGAAUUGAUUCUAUGGGACAAUCAGUUAUCAGGGCCUAUUCCCAAAGAGAUUGGGAAUUUAACCAAUCUUGAGAUUCUUGCUUUGUAUUGGAAUGAUCUUGUUGGACCUAUACCUCCAGAGAUUGGGAACCUCAAGUCAUUGAAGUUUUUGUAUCUAUACAAAAACAAUCUGAAUGGAACCAUUCCAAGGGAAAUUGGGAACCUUUCUUCUGCUAGGGAAAUUGAUUUCUCAGAGAACUCUUUAGUAGGGUACAUCCCAUCCGAGCUGAGCAAAAUCCGUGGCCUGCGCUUGCUCUUUCUUUUCGAGAACCAUUUAAUUGGUGUCAUACCGGAUGAGCUCAGUAGCUUGAGGAAUCUGUCAAGGCUCGACCUGUCGAUGAAUGGCCUUACCGGCUCGAUUCCUUCAGGAUUUCAAUACUUGACUAAUAUGUCCCAGUUGCAGCUCUUUGACAACAAGUUGAGUGGUGUUAUCCCUCAAGAACUUGGACUUCAUAGUCCUCUUUGGGUGGUUGAUUUCUCUGAUAACAAUUUGACAGGAACAAUACCUCCUCAUCUAUGCUGGAAUUCUCAUUUGAUGUUGUUGAACCUUCAAUCGAACCGGUUUUAUGGAAACAUACCAAGAGGGAUACUCAAGUGCAAGUCAUUAGCGCAGAUGCUUGUAGUUGGAAACAUGCUUACAGGUGGCUUCCCUUCAGAACUCUGCAAACUGCCAAACUUCAUCGCCAUCGAGUUGAACGAAAACAAGUUCAGUGGUCCGAUUCCUCCUGUGAUCGCGAACUGCAGUAAAUUACAAAGGCUUCACAUAGCAAACAAUUACUUCACACUGGAGUUACCUAAGGAAAUUGGAAAUCUUUCUCAGCUGGUGACCUUCAAUGUUUCAUCAAACCACUUCACUGGAACAAUCCCAUCCGAAAUCUUUAGGUGCCAGAAGCUGCAAAGGCUGGAUCUCAGUAAGAACAAGUUUAUUGGUUCCUUGCCCAACAACAUAGGAACACUUGAACAUUUGGAGAUUCUCAAACUCUCUGGCAAUGAACUCUCUGGAAAAAUCCCUGAAGAAAUAGGUAAUCUAUCUCAUUUGAACUGGCUGCAACUGGAUGGCAAUUUGUUUUCCGGCGAAAUUCCGGCUCAGCUCGGUCGCCUCUCGACCUUGCAGAUUGGAAUGGAUCUCAGUUACAAUAAUCUUUCUGGGAGAAUACCAUCUCAGCUCGGUAAUCUCAAUAUGCUUGAGUAUAUCUAUCUCAAUAACAAUCAUUUGGAUGGCGAAAUUCCAAGCUCAUUCGACCAGCUUUCAAGCUUGCUGGGAUGCAAUUUCUCAUACAACAACCUCUCCGGACCAAUACCUUCAGAUAAGAUCUUCCAAAAUAUGGCUGCAAGCAGUUUUCUUGGUGGUAACAACGACCUCUGUGGUAGACCUCUCAAUGAAUGCAACUCCGAUCUGUCUUCUCGUGGUUUUCCUCCGGUUAGACAUGAUGAUUCUCGCCGUGCUAAAAUAGUCAUGAUCGCUGCAGCCACCGUGGGCAGCGUUUCUCUCAUCUUAAUUUUAGUUAUUUUAUAUGUUAUGAGAUGGCCGUUCAAUUCCACGAGUUCCUUGAGAGACACGGAAUCUCCCUGCCUUGAUUCGGAUAUCUAUUUUCCUCCGAAGGACGGCUUCACAUUCCAGGAUCUUGUUGAGGCAACGAAAAGAUUUCAUGAGAGCUAUGUGAUUGGCAGGGGAGCCUGUGGGACGGUUUACAAGGCGGUGAUGAAGUCCGGGAAGACGAUUGCAGUUAAGAAGUUAGCAUCAAACAGGGAAGGGAACAACAUUGAGAAUAGUUUUAGAGCUGAGAUACUGACACUGGGGAAGAUUCGGCAUAGAAACAUUGUGAAGCUUUAUGGAUUCUGCUAUCACCAAGGCUCCAAUCUGCUGCUUUAUGAGUACAUGGAGAGGGGAAGCUUAGGUGAAGUGUUGCAUGGUUCUGCUACCAAUUUGGAGUGGCCAAUUCGGUUCAUGAUUGCUCUUGGUGCUGCUGAGGGUCUUGCCUACUUGCACCAUGAUUGCAAGCCAAAGAUUAUUCACCGGGAUAUAAAAUCUAAUAACAUUCUUCUUGAUGAAAAUUUUGAGGCUCAUGUUGGUGAUUUUGGGUUAGCCAAAGUGAUUGACAUGCCACAAUCAAAAUCCAUGUCUGCAGUUGCUGGAUCUUAUGGCUAUAUUGCUCCUGAAUAUGCAUACACCAUGAAGGUAACAGAAAAGUGUGACAUUUAUAGCUAUGGCGUUGUGCUCUUGGAACUGCUAACAGGUAGAGCACCGGUUCAACCAUUGGAGCAAGGUGGUGAUCUUGUGACAUGGGUUAGAACCCAUAUUCGGAGCCACAACAACGUGUUGACGCAGGGAAUACUCGACAAUCGCAUUGAUCUUGAAGAACAAGUCACUGUGAAUCACAUGCUGACUGUUCUGAAGAUUGCUCUGCUUUGCACAAGCAUGUCUCCUUCUGAGAGGCCUUCGAUGCGCGAAGUCGUGUUGAUGCUUAUCGAGUCGAAUGAACGCGAAGGAAACUUAACGCUCACUCGGACUAACCAUGAUCUUCCUUCCAAAGAUGCCACACAUUAGUUUCUAAAUUCUCAUUUUUCCUAGUAUCGCAGUCAAGAAGAGAAAAUAGAUUAUUCUUGUACAUUCUUUUACUCCAUUGUGCCACUAGUGUUGGAGC
Molecule: messenger RNA, 4042 nt
Organism: Arachis ipaensis
Lineage: Eukaryota; Viridiplantae; Streptophyta; Magnoliopsida; Fabales; Fabaceae
Product: Leucine-rich repeat receptor-like protein kinase family protein
Biological process (GO): protein phosphorylation
Molecular function (GO): ATP binding; protein binding; protein kinase activity
Source: RefSeq, a predicted model, not a curated record